AUAUUGCAUUUGAAUGAAUAUGUGCAUUGAAAACUGAACGUUGUAACUCAAUUUCCUCUAUUCCAGAAUGCGCUAUCCAGUGCAUACCACAGCAUUGUUUUACCGCCUGUGAUUUUGAACACCAUUUACAACUUGGAAACUUCUAUCAAUAAUGGCGCUUUCAAAACUCUACUACAGCUGUUGAAGUUACAGAUUAGAAUAAAAUCAGCAAAAAAUCCCGAACCCCUAGACUCCCUCAAUAACGUCCCACCGAGUUUGUUAUGCUUUACUCGUCAUCGAAACUCCACGAACCGACGGGAUGACACUGUUGGAAAGCCUAAAGCCAUCGACGAACUGCUAAAGUGUGUAUCUUUCUACUUUAGACAAUCGAAACAGGAUAGGAAAAAAUUGCUGAUCGACAUCGAGCAUGCAUUCAAAGUACUGCUUUGCGUCCAUUUUCCUCAGAUAGAGCUCUCUUCUGGUGAAAUCCGCCCCGAUGAGUGUGAUCAAAAGGCGCAACAGUUGAUCGAGGAUGGUGUUCGAGCCCUUGAAGAGUGGUGCAUCCGACCAGAUAUAGCGGAAGUAGAUGAGCUCGUCAGGAAACUCAACAACACGGAUGAUUCGCAGACAAUUGCCCAACCGAAGACUCCACUGCAGAAUGCUAAAACUCACCUGUCACUUACCAUUAUGCUGAAGAGCAUCGAUCGAUUUGAGCCCUUUUUGAAGGUUAUUUUGGAGAAGACGGGAGCAUUCAAUGAGCGGAUCCAGAGUGACCUAGAUACACCCUUGCACUACGCCGUUCGAAGUCAGAACGCAAGCUUCAUCGAGUGGCUGCUUGGGCAGAAAUCUCUGGACCUCAAUUGUCGCAACAAACAGAUGCAGACGGCACUGUUUCUCCUAUGCGAGCAGUACAAGGUCGUUAGACAGAAGGUUCGGGAUCCCAAAGAGAGGGCCGAUCAACUGAAGGAAUGCAGAAAGUACAUCAUACUGCUGUUGCAGAACGGAGCAGAUUUCAACAUUUGUAGCAGCAACAGCAAGGCACUUCUCCCAUACGAGCUGCUCACUCAAAAUGGAAAAGCAAUUACUAUAUCGAACGAUCCCAUGCAGUCAGAAGAGAAGGAGUUCCUUAUUCAGUGUGAGAAUGUAGUACAAACAAAGGGAGGUGGCCAAAUUUUGAAAAGACGCGAUGAUAAGUUUACGACUGAGGAUUUUAGAAGCAUGACAGUCGAGCUGUUGGAGAUCUUUUUACGAUUCAAAGACCUGAAUACGUUUGAAAAGGAAUGUCGAAAAUUUGAAGUUAAAGGUGACGACGAAAGCAAGGUGAUAACACUUCUGCUGCACACUGCAGUUGAAUUGAAUCUUCAGAAGUGUGUGGAUCUUAUUGUGGGUCGUUAUGAAAAAGUGAUCUUUGCUGCAGUCAAUGAUACAUUCCAUUUGAAAUACCGUGUUGAGCUGAAAGGAUUGCUGAAAAAAGCAUGUGAGACUGCUAAUUGUACAAUGCUAAAAAAUCUGUUGGGCAAAAUGGAGAAAGAUAAAAUGCUCAUCAAUGAAGAAAGCAUACUGGUGUACACAUUGAACCUUUGCGCAAAAUUGUCCAAUGAAGGCGAUCGUAAAACAAAUCUUCUCAAGUGUGCUAAGUUGAUGGCCACAGACAAAAGGAUCUUCCACACCAAGAUGGAUAGUUAUGGGAACACUGCUCUUCAUGUUGCACUCAAAUAUGGAUUCAUGGAUAUUGCCAAGGCACUAAUUAUGGAUCACAAGUACAUGUUUUUGGGUGUUCAUAACAAGAGAGGUGAAACUCCUCUGGACUAUGCAUCGUAUGAAUUUUGCAAAGAAUAUUUUGAUCAGUGUGCAUCACAAAUUUCCUCGGGAAAUGUUUUGAUUAGCCUGAAUGGUAUCAAUCCAUAUGUUUUGAAAAAAAAACAAGAUAAAUAUGAGAAAAUUUACAAAGUGCGAACGUACAAAGGGACACAGAGCAAAAAAUUGGGCUCGGAAAUGACGUGCCUCAUGACGAUAGUCAAUUCAAAAAAGCACAAACAACUACUUCAUCAUCCGGUGAUCUACACAUUAAUUCUGAUCAAAUGGCUGCGAUUCAGCUUGUGGCACUGGCUUAAUUUGAUUCUAACAAUGUUAGCUACAGUCGCAUUUACGUAUUUCUCAAUAGAAAACAUUUGCCAUGAGAACACCUCAAAGCCUUCCUGCAUCGCCAGUUGGUGUGGAUUUACCUAUGUCCUGUGUCGAGAACUACUCCAGUGGAUAAUGUUUGGCAAUAAAUAUUUCCGAUUAUUUCAAAAUUGGAUGGAUAUGGCCCACGUCCUCGGAAUGCUUAUCGUUUUGAUAUGCAAGGGUUGCUCAUUGAUCUCUUCAUUGGUGGUAAUCAUCUUUGCAAUUCAGAUUAUUCAGCUCAUCGGUUCGCUGCCGUUCAACAGCAUCUCCACCUACCGCUGCAUGUUCCGGGUAGUCGCGCUAAACUUCAUCAAAAGCAUUGCCCUCUUCUGUCCACUCAUACUGGCCUUUGCUUACAGCUUCUAUCUGUACUACAAUGACAAGUUGGUACCGGUCCAUAGCAAUGCCACUUUGAACCCAUUCGCAUCUGCCACUGCUACUGGAGUAAAAAUUUCGGUCAUGGCUUCCGGGGAGUUCGAGGCGUCUGCGAUGAACAUCAGUGGGAGUAUGUUUAUCAUUUUCCUGCUGUUCAUUUUUUGCAUACCCAUGGUCAUGCAGAAUCUGAUCAAUGGUCUCGCAGUCAGUGACAUUUCUGAAAUUCGGAAAGAGUCCGAGUCGAUCAACCUGUCGGAGAAAGUGCUGCUGCUUGCUCGUUUUGAGUCUGGCCUUAAUAGAACCACCCCUUACAAAGCUAUCAGGUACAUCCUUAAACGCUUGCACAAGCUCUCUCCUGGCAUGUUCUUCAGGAACUAUCACCACGUCAUAACAAUUUCAGUGAAAGAUGACGCGAAAAUACUGAUAGACUCUAGAUACUCGCGGCAAAGCUUUUAUGAAAAGCUAGGUUUUAACUGUGUGAAAUUAGCUUGCCUUGCUCGACCAACCGAAAUUAAGAAAAGUAUGGAAAUGGUUGCUUCCGACAUUCAACCUCAGACCGAUCCAGAAUUGGGACAUCCACUGCUCGUCAAUAAUGGUGUAAACGAUACAAUAGCACCUAAAACACCCGAAGGAAAAAAGAAAAAAAUAUCGGAAAAUACUCUAAAGUCUAUUCCCAGGAUUCCCUGGCUAGGAAUAUUCUCACCCUUGGCUACACUCGAUGAAAGCAUGCUGGAAGAGUUGCUGUCGAUUGUUUAUCAGAAAGAGAUCAGCAAUGCACGGAAGUCGAACAAAUCUUACCCUUAAACUGUGACGCGCACCAAGGAUCAAUCGAAGCCAGUGAUGCACAUUGUAACGUUUAACGUUUGAACACCACUGAUGUCUGUUGAGAUGGUUUUUCGUAAUUGCAAAUGUUCAUUUAAUAAAAAUAUAACGAACUUUUCAGCAUUCAAAUUUUACUUUUCCGAAAUUACCCAAAAUAUCUGUCGAAACUAAGACCAAACUUCGUUUUUUUUUUUUCCGAGAGUACGUAAAACAACUGCCAGAAUGAAAUCGACCACUCUGCUCUGCUGCCACCACCAUUUCAGAGUUGGUUGGAAAUGC
This is a messenger RNA of Ochlerotatus camptorhynchus, 3621 nucleotides long. RefSeq lists its product as uncharacterized. The record is from RefSeq and is a predicted model, not a curated record. NCBI's taxonomy places the organism in Eukaryota, Metazoa, Arthropoda, Insecta, Diptera, Culicidae. Bases 667 to 3324 code for a protein of 885 amino acids. Gene Ontology annotation, molecular function: monoatomic ion channel activity; protein binding. Gene Ontology annotation, cellular component: membrane. The transcript is spliced from 2 exons. Gene Ontology annotation, biological process: monoatomic ion transport; transmembrane transport.